AGAAGAUGUUUUAUUCUCAUCAGCUGCUGGCGAGGAAGGCUCCUCUCGGCCAGAUCUGGAUGGCGGCGACGAUGCAUGCCAAGAUCAAUCGGCGGAAGUUGGACAAGCUUGAUAUCAUCAAGAUCUGUGAGGAAAUCUUGAAUCCAUCUGUUCCGAUGGCGCUCCGGCUCUCUGGGAUUCUCAUGGGUGGUGUGGUGAUCGUGUAUGAGAGAAAAGUUAAGCUCCUUUAUGAUGAUGUUACUCGAUUUCUGAUAGAGAUUAAUGAGGCUUGGAAAAUUAAAGCUGUUCCUGAUCCGACUGUCCUCCCAAAAGGCAAAAUGCAGGCCAAAUAUGAAGCCGUCACACUACCUGCAAACAUUGAUAUGGAGAUGGGUCAAACAACAAGCUUCUCUGGAACCUUUGUUUCCUCGCCGAAAUUCCAACGCAUGCAAUUGGAUGACUUAGAUGAAUACUAUAUUAACAUUGAUCCUCGUGAAGAUAACUUGGAGCCUCACCAUCAAGCUGAAGCUGCUAAUAUCACAUUGUUUGAUGAUUUUGGUUCUGGUCCAGCAGAAAGGGACUUCUAUAAUCGGUUUGAGAGGUUUGACAUAGGAGAAGAUGAAGAAAUCCCAAACUUGAAUGCACAAGAAGUACCACAACCACAAGUUCAAUCUACCCUUUCUUCCGUACUGGGUGAUCACUCACAAGCUCCAACCAAUCCUUUGACCUCAUCCCCCCAUCCUGAGGAUCCCCUAGGAGAUAUUGCAGUUAGGAGUCAUCAGUGGGAAGAAGCAGAGGAACGACAGGAAGACAGAAAUGAUUUUACACAGGUUACAGAGAACGCCCAAAGAAGAGCCCCUUCAAAAAGAAAGAAGAAACAAGAAAUUAUCAUGGACAAUGAGCAAAUAAUGAUCCCUGGAAGUAUUUAUCAGUCAUGGCUUCAUAAUGCUUCCAAUAUCAUUUCAAAAAGAGGAAGGAAAAUCAAGCCUUUCAAUCCUAUUCUUUCCACGAAGAUUGGCACCCUGAUGGAUUUCCCCCCUAUAGCAUUAAUUUCUGGUCUAGAGAAAUUCCCUGGUGAAUUCAGAUACCCAGCACCACUGAUGGCACUGUGGAGGAAAUGUACAGAGGUUAAGUCUGGACCUGGCUCAAAUUCAGGUUUGCCGCAACAGGUACCACAAAAGUUGGCGUCAUAUUCACUACCAGAUGAAUCACAAAGGAUGGCCUCAAACUCAAUGGAAGAACCAAAUCCUCAGCAUCGUCCCCAAUCUGUAUUACACUUGUGUUUAUUUCUCCGUUAUUCUGUCUGUCUGUGUGAAAUUAAGUACUGCAAGUCGUACAGUCGCCAUUCAUUGACCUCUCCAUUGACAAGCUCAGAGCCAACUUUUGAAACCAUGAGUUUUCAAGGAGCACCCAGCGACCAUUUUGUCACACCUGGCAGCCCUGGCCAGAGUCUUAGAUCUUUUUCCAGCUCGGGAGCAUCACGCCAAGCUUACGUGCCAUUAGAGCCGGAAAUUCAAUUAACUUCUUUAAGGUCCAAGAGAAAGCAACGUUCUUCGUCAAGGACCACCUUGGGGAGCCUUGAUCCAGUUGAAGAGGAGUUUCCAUUGCAACAGGAUUCAAGAGACUUCAAGAUCAGGAGGCUCUCGGAAGAUGGGCCCUACACCUACCUUAUUGUGGAAACUGGGCCUACUCAAACGCCACAACCAGUGACUGCUGCCCCACAAAUCGAUAGAAUCACGCAAUCCAUUAGAACGCACCUGAAGUUGCACUUUGAUACACCUGGUGGCCCACAGUCUGAGUCACUUAACCAGCUUGCGCUAGGGAUGAGCAAGAAAAAGGCCGCUCAGCUCUUUUACCAAACUUGUGUGCUAGCCACACUAGACUUUAUCAAGGUUGAGCAGAUUGAGGCUUACGGAGAUAUCACCAUCUCCAGAGGGCACAAGAUGUAG
Molecule: messenger RNA, 1928 nt
Organism: Dioscorea cayenensis subsp. rotundata (Guinea yam)
Lineage: Eukaryota; Viridiplantae; Streptophyta; Magnoliopsida; Dioscoreales; Dioscoreaceae
Product: sister chromatid cohesion 1 protein 1
Biological process (GO): mitotic sister chromatid cohesion; replication-born double-strand break repair via sister chromatid exchange; synaptonemal complex assembly
Cellular component (GO): cohesin complex; synaptonemal complex
Molecular function (GO): chromatin binding; protein binding
Source: RefSeq, a predicted model, not a curated record